Molecule: messenger RNA, 1839 nt
Organism: Macrobrachium nipponense
Lineage: Eukaryota; Metazoa; Arthropoda; Malacostraca; Decapoda; Palaemonidae
Product: actin, larval muscle-like
Exons: 2
Coding region: 172-1302 (376 amino acids)
Source: RefSeq, a predicted model, not a curated record
UUACCUACAAUCUUCAUGGGCGUCGUGGCACUGCGGUCCCUGUGUGGGGUUGCCUUGGGAGAGGGUAUAAAAGAAGCCAAAGCCGUGAGAAGCCCCUAGUCUGGUACAGGCUCAGGUUGCUAUAUCUCGGUGGCUGCAGGUAUCCGCCGUCGCGCAGGAUAGCAGUCCACCAUGUGUGACGAAGAGACAUGUCCUUUGGUCGUUGACAAUGGCUCCGGCAUGGUCAAAGCUGGCUUUGCCGGAGACGACGCCCCCAGGUCUGUCUUCCCUUCCAUUGUCGGCCGUCCUCGCCACCAAGGUGUAAUGGUUGGCAUGGGUCAGAAGGACGCCUAUGUUGGUGAUGAGGCUCAGAGCAAACGUGGUAUUCUCAGCUUGAAAUACCCCGUUGAGCACGGCAUCAUCACCAACUGGGACGACAUGGAAAAGAUCUGGCAUCACACAUUCUACAAUGAGCUCCGAGUGGCCCCCGAAGAAUCCCCUGUCCUUCUUACCGAGGCUCCCAUGAACCCAAAGGUCAACAGAGAGAAGAUGACCCAGAUUAUGUUUGAGACCUUUGGCGUCCCUACCACAUACGUUGCUAUCCAGGCUGUCCUGUCACUGUAUGCUUCUGGUCGUACCACUGGUAUUGUACUUGAUUCCGGAGAUGGCGUCACUCACUGUGUACCGAUCUUUGAAGGUUAUGCUCUCCCCCAUGCCAUCUUGCGACUGGACAUUGCAGGACGCGACCUUACAAAUUAUCUCAUGAAGAUUCUUACUGAACGUGGCUACUCAUUCACCACCAGCGCUGAGCGUGAAAUCGUCCGCGACGUCAAAGAAAAACUUUGCUACGUUGCCUUGGACUUCGACAACGAAAUGUCUUCAUGUGCUGUCUCUUCGUCCUUAGAUAAGUCCUAUGAACUUCCUGACGGUCAGAUUAUUACCAUCGGCAAUGAGCGCUUCCGUGCUCCUGAGUCUCUGUUUGUUCCCUCUAUGAUUGGUAUGGAGGCUUGUGGCAUUCAUGAAUUCGUUUAUCAGGCCAUUAUGCUUUGCGAUAUUGACAUCAGAAAGGAUCUCUACUCCAACGAGGUCUUGUCUGGUGGUACCACCAUGUAUCCAGGCAUUGCUGACCGUAUGCAGAAGGAACUGGGAAACCUUGCUCCUUCUUCCAUCAAGAUCAAGAUCAUCGCUCCCCCUGAGAGGAAGUACUCCGUCUGGAUUGGCGGUUCCAUCUUGGCUUCUCUUUCCACCUUCCAGUCUAUGUGGAUCACCAAGGAAGAAUACGAUGAGUCUGGCCCCGGCAUUGUCCACCGCAAGUGCUUCUAAUUUCCAGACUUUUUUUUAUUUAUUUGUAUAUCCUACGGGUUUCGCUGAGUCAAUCAUCCGCUUGGCGCAGCGCAACUCAAGGACCCUCACACAUCAAGAUUAGUUGGUGUAUAUUGACGGUUAUUGUUUGAAAUGCACAGAGCCCAUACGUCAAUCUCAUGGAAUACUGGCGCGGCCUUCAUGUUGUUGCACUAUGCCAUCAGACUGACCUAUGAGGCUGAAUUUGGAAGAAACUGUAAUCUCGUAAGCAUUUGUUUGUUUUUUGAAUUACAGUUUUGUUUGAGUACAGCGACUGGAGAUAAAUACCUUUAUAUAUAAAAGAAUCUGGAAUACAUGAGUAACUUUAUAAAUAACACUAAACAAUAAAACGGGGAUUGGGAAAAGAGGCCAUUGAUUUUGAGAGUCCUUAGAUGUUUUUAUUUUCUGUGAUCCAUUUAUUAUUUAUGUAGUUCUUUAAGGUACAAUCAAAGGGUAGCGCUCCCUGCAUAUUUCCUGCGGCUCUAGAGUUGACACAAAUAAAACUUAUUUUCUUGACAA